AUGGACCGAGAGAGAGAGCCAGCGAAAAAGGUACAGUUUCGCACCGCUUGCGACCCGUGCACCGCCGCCAAGGUCAAGUGCGACAAGAAGCACCCGGCCUGUAAACGCUGCGUCGAGGUCCAGGCAUCGUGUACCUACAGCGCGUCGCGCAAACACGGGAAGCAGUCCUGGCGCAGGAAGUUGGCGCAAGACCGCACAACCAACAUCAUCGCCGCCACCGCCGCCACCACCACCAGCAUGGCAGCCGCCAGUGACGCCCAGGUUCCCAUCAUGGCAUUGCCCAGCCAGCAGCUGGCCUGGGACGCGCUGCUGGCCGGGGCCAUGGGCCCGUGGAUGAUGGACGGCCGCGGCCUGGAACCGCUCGUCAUCAACGAGCAGCCCGGGUCCGGCGAUGCGUCGGCCAUCGCAUCGUCGUGGUCUUUCGCCGACAGCGACUUGGAUGCCGGCUCUUUUAGCCAUUGGGACGCGACCGAAGUAUUUCCUGGUGGCGCGACCGGCAACUCGAGAAGCGAGUCCGAUCAUGAAAAUGACUAUCCCCCAGACCCGACCGCGCCCGUGAACCAGCGCCCCGGGUCGGCUACGAGCACAGCGCACGAUUGCGAGGCCCGGGCCAUCUCGAUCCUCAGCUCCAUGCAGCACGGGGAACUGGGCGAAGGGGCGGCGACCUGCUCUGCCCAGCCGACGCGCUUCGGAGCAUUGAAUCUGCGGCCCCGCUUCGAUAGCGUUAUCACCACCAACCGCGCGGCCUUGGACGGCUGGAGCGAGCUGACCAUUCUGUCCAAAAUGCUCUUCUGGUACCGCAUCGCCGCGCGGGACUCCCUCGCGGCUUCUACAGCAGUGAGUGCAGUGAGUGAACAACGAGGCGACAGCAGCGACAACGCGUACAGACGCGACAGCCAAGACGGUCCUUCCCAGAGGGACGCACCUCCCACCCCCGACCGUUUCGCCGUCCAUCUGACGGCGAUACAAGUGGGCGGUCUCAGCCUGGACGCCGAGGAGCAGGCGGACCUGCGCCGAGCUCUCCUACUCCGCGAGCUCCGCAAGACAGAAAAAGCCAUCGACCAACUCACCGAAGUGGGGCGCCCGGAUGCGGCUGAGGGUGAGGACGACAUCAUGCGCAAUGCCGUGGCUUGGUCGGUCAGCGGCAUUGCCCAGGUCCGGGCCCAGCUGCGAGACGUGAUUCAGCAAGUGCAAUCCAGUUCCGAAGGUGGCAGGGUCUGAAGGACUUUUCGCAACUUCUCACUAUCGUACAUCCUGUUUCUUUUACCUCUGCCAGGGUUCCUCGGUACCAUACAUUCCGCUUGCUUCCACCACUACCCAUGUGUCCCUUGGUAUUGAGUACUAGAUCAACAAUACAAUAGACAACCUUUGCAUUCUACUGCAUGUGAUCAGGCCGUCUCAUUGGAGGCCGUCUUGGACUCGUGGGCAGGGACCUUCUUCCACUCCAUCCCAAGGGCCCCCAAAAACGCGACACACUCCAAGAUAAGCGACAGCCGGAACGCCCACCGCAAAGCCUCCAUGUACGCUCGCAGGACGUCUGGCAAGUACUCGUCAGGAACUGAGGCUCGUAAGUCGGUGGCGCCAGCCGAGACGACAGUGUG
This is a messenger RNA of Chaetomium strumarium, 1601 nucleotides long. RefSeq lists its product as uncharacterized. NCBI's taxonomy places the organism in Eukaryota, Fungi, Ascomycota, Sordariomycetes, Sordariales, Chaetomiaceae. The record is from RefSeq and is a predicted model, not a curated record. The transcript is spliced from 2 exons. Gene Ontology annotation, molecular function: DNA-binding transcription factor activity, RNA polymerase II-specific; zinc ion binding. Gene Ontology annotation, biological process: regulation of DNA-templated transcription. The coding region runs from base 1 to 1221 and encodes 406 amino acids.